Pseudocercospora fijiensis CIRAD86 is the source of this 1764-nucleotide messenger RNA. RefSeq lists its product as uncharacterized. Gene Ontology annotation, molecular function: CoA-ligase activity. The record is from RefSeq and is a predicted model, not a curated record. Lineage: Eukaryota; Fungi; Ascomycota; Dothideomycetes; Mycosphaerellales; Mycosphaerellaceae. The transcript has a single exon. Bases 1 to 1764 code for a protein of 587 amino acids.
AUGCCUUUCACGCCGCCCUCAUGGGUACCCGAGUGCCCUGUUAUACCGGAGAACAUCUCCAUCGAGACGUUCAUGUUCAACGAGCAUUAUGGCCGCUUUCCUAUGGGUUACUCGCAACCACCCUUCAGCUGUGCCUUGACUGGCAGAAACUUCAGCGCACUUGACAUGAAAGAUAGGGUGGACUGGUUGUCCCGUGCGCUGUGCCACGAGUUCGGUUGGAAGCCAGAUGAGGGCUCCGAAUGGGAUAAGGUGGUCGCUGUCUUCAGCUUGAAUACUAUCGACUAUCUUACCCUUGCCUGGGCUGUACACAGGAUAGGCGGUCUUCUGACUGCAGUGAAUGCUGCGUACAAUGCGUCCGAGCUCGAGUUCCAAAUGAACGACUCUAAAGCUAAGGCCAUCUUCACCGCAUUGCCACUGCUCCAGACGUGCAAAGACGGAGUGAAGAAGUCGAAGCUGUCGGAUGAUAGGAUAUAUCUUCUUCCUCUACCUGAGGCAGUGACUCCAGGAAUGUCAAACAAUGGCCAUCAGACGAUCGAAGAUUUGAUCAAGAAAGGUCAAAAGCUCGACCGAAUUAUCCCAUCUGACCAGAGUUGGCCAAAGGGACAUGCGAAAGAACGUUGCGCUUUCUUGUGCUACUCAAGCGGCACUUCUGGUCUGCCGAAGGGUGUCAUGAUCUCGCACUACAACGUGAUUGCAAAUACCCUGCAAAUAGCCACACACGAAUCGGUGGAUCGGGAAAAAGCCAGGAAAGAAUUUAACAAUCCCCAAUAUACAGAGAACUGCCUGGGCUUGCUCCCGUUCUCGCACAUCUAUGGCCUGAUCGUCAUUUCGCAUCUCGCACCUUUUCGAGGCGAUGGCGUUGUGGUGCUUCCCAAAUACGACUUCAAGUGGUUGCUCCAAGCAAUUCAGGACUACAAGAUCCGCAUGCUUUAUCUGGUGCCGCCGAUGAUCAUUCACAUCACCAAGGCGAAAGAUAUUGUCAAACAAUACGACCUCUCGCAUGUCCGCGCAUGCUUUACGGGCGCAGCACCUCUCGGAAAGGAAACUGCUGACGAUCUAGCACAAAUCUUCCCCAACUGGGCUAUUCGUCAAGGCUACGGCUUGACAGAGACAUCGACUGUAGUUUGCUCUACUAUGACGCACGAUAUCUGGCUUGGAAGCUCUGGUUCGCUUCUGCCAGGCAUCACUGCUCGGCUGGUCACCGUAGAAGGCAAUGAGAUCACCGGCUAUGGACAACCUGGAGAACUCUGGGUGAAGUCGCCAGCCGUUGUCCUAGGGUAUCUCAACCGACCAGACGCCAAUAAAGAGACCUUCAUCAAUGAACCCGAUGGCAGAUACAUGCGGACCGGUGACGAAGCUAUGAUCCAGAAGUCGCCGAACGGCCAUGAGCAUAUAUUCAUCACAGAUCGUAUCAAGGAAUUGAUCAAGGUGAAGGGCUUGCAAGUAGCUCCAGCUGAGCUUGAAGCGCACAUCCUCACUCACCCUGCAGUCAACGACACUGUGGUCAUUGGCAUUCCAUCAGAUCGAGAAGGAGAAGUGCCGAAAGCAUUCGUGGUGAAGAAUGCCGGCGUCAAGGAAGAUGAUGAGACGUUGGCCAAGUCGAUCGCAAAGCAUGUCGAGCAAGCCAAGAGCAACCACAAGUGGCUACGUGGCGGCGUUGAAUUCAUCGAUGUAGUCCCAAAGUCGCCUUCUGGCAAGAUCCUGAGACGCCUCAUUAGGGAUAAGGAAAGGGAGAAGAUGAAGAAGCAGGGACCCAAGCUGUAA